AUGGCGCCCAAACGCUCAUCGCUGACGCAAACCACGCUCGACGCCUCUCUCGCCCCACGAGCCUCCUCCACGUUAGCAUCAGAUGCCACGCACCGGAUAUCCAAGAAGCCGCCGCCGGCCAAGCUCAAGGCCCGGCCGAAAGCAACCGCAGCAGCCGCCACCGAUCGCGUCCUGACCGACGUGCUCAUUGCCAUCAAGCCUGUCCACCUGGCCAACGUUGUGAGCCGGGAGAAAAACCACGAGUACCGCAAGUACCGGCUACGGGACGGGGUCACCAGGCUGUGGCUGUACGAGACGGGCGACGGCGGCAAGGGCCGGGCAUCUAUCACACAUAUCGCCGUCAUACCGGCUACCGUACGCCAUACCCCCGGCACCGUGCCAACCGAGCCCUUCGGCAUCGGCAACGACGACUUCAACGCCGGGCUCAAGCAGUCCAAAUACGGGUACCCCGUGCUCGAGCUGCACGAGCUGGUCUGCCCGGUGACGCUCGCCGAGAUGAAGGACCGGUGGCAGAUGGGCGGGGCGCCCAUGGGCUGGCGCUACGUCGAGGCGCAUCUGUGGGAGGACAGAUGGGGAGAGGAUGAAGCGAGGGCUGACAAGGUAAGGCGGGUGUUUUGA
Hirsutella rhossiliensis is the source of this 618-nucleotide messenger RNA. RefSeq lists its product as uncharacterized. The record is from RefSeq and is a predicted model, not a curated record. Bases 1 to 618 code for a protein of 205 amino acids. The transcript is spliced from 2 exons. Lineage: Eukaryota; Fungi; Ascomycota; Sordariomycetes; Hypocreales; Ophiocordycipitaceae.